Molecule: messenger RNA, 5435 nt
Organism: Cornus florida
Lineage: Eukaryota; Viridiplantae; Streptophyta; Magnoliopsida; Cornales; Cornaceae
Product: myosin-15
Exons: 38
Coding region: 265-4821 (1518 amino acids)
Biological process (GO): vesicle transport along actin filament; actin filament organization
Cellular component (GO): vesicle; actin cytoskeleton; cytoplasm
Molecular function (GO): actin filament binding; ATP binding; microfilament motor activity
Source: RefSeq, a predicted model, not a curated record
UUUGACGUGUCGAGAACGAUAUAUAUAUAUAUAUACACACACACGCAGAUAUAUAUAAUAUAUAAAAUUACCGUACAUUUUCUAUAAUUUUGACCAUUUGGCAUUCCAUUAGUUAGGGCGGGAAUCCGAAAUAAACAAAGUUUGGUGUUGUAACUUGAAAGCCCUCUCUCCCUCUAGGGUUUUUUUUCAGUUUUCGAAAUCCAGUUCAAACGUACCUUUCAAUUUCUAGGGUUUUGAGUUGGUUUGGAUGUUCAGGAACCAAAGAUGAGUCUCCUCCGUAAGGGCUCGAAGGUGUGGGUCGAAGACACAAACUCCGCAUGGGUCGCUGCCGAGGUCACAGAUUUCGUCGAAAAACUAGUUCAAAUACUCGUCACUGGCUCUGGGAAGAAGGUGUUAAUUUCUCCUGAAAAGUUGUUCUCGAGAGAUGCCGAUGCGGACCAUGGAGGGGUCGAUGACAUGACUAAAUUGACCUACUUGAAUGAACCUGGAGUUCUAGACAACCUUGAGAGGAGAUAUGCUCUUAAUGAAAUAUAUACAUACACAGGGAGCAUCUUAAUUGCUGUUAAUCCGUUCACGAAGCUUCCCCAUCUCUAUAAUGUGCACAUGAUGGAACAAUAUAAGGGAGCUCCAUUUGGUGAACUGAGCCCCCAUGUUUUUGCCGUUGCUGAUGCUUCUUACAGAGCAAUGAAGAAUGAGGGACAAAGUCAGUCUAUAUUGGUCAGUGGGGAAAGUGGGGCUGGGAAAACAGAGACAACAAAAUUGAUUAUGCAAUAUCUUACUUACAUUGGCGGUCGUGCUGCUAGUGAUGAUAGAUCAGUUGAACAGCAAGUCCUUGAGUCCAAUCCGCUUUUGGAAGCAUUUGGUAAUGCAAGGACAGUGAGAAAUGACAAUUCAAGUCGUUUUGGCAAGUUUGUCGAGAUCCAGUUUGAUGCCAAUGGUAGAAUAUCCGGUGCAGCAAUUAGAACUUACCUUCUUGAACGAUCCCGUGUAGUACAAAUAACUGAUCCUGAAAGAAAUUAUCACUGCUUUUAUCAGUUGUGUGCAUCUGGACUGGAUGCAGAGAAGUAUAAGCUAGGAGAUCCAAGUCACUUCCACUACUUGAAUCAAAGUAAAAUUUAUGAGUUAGAUGGAGUGAGCAGUGCUGAGGAAUAUAUGAAGACAAGAAGGGCAAUGGAUAUCGUUGGCAUUAGUCUUGAGGAACAGGAAGCCAUAUUUCGGACGUUGGCUGCCAUUCUGCACCUGGGAAACAUCGAAUUUUCGCCAGGCAAAGAGCAUGACUCUUCAGUUAUAAGGGACCAAAAGUCAAGCUUUCAUAUGCAGAUGGCUGCUAAUCUUUUUAUGUGUGAUGCAAAUCUUUUGCUAGCCACGUUGUGCACACGCUCAAUUCAAACUCGUGAAGGGAUCAUCGUUAAAGCCCUAGAUUGUGAUGCUGCUGUCGCGGGUCGAGAUACUUUGGCCAAGACAGUUUAUGCUCGGCUGUUUGACUGGCUUGUUGAAAAAAUUAAUAGGUCUGUUGGGCAGGAUCAAGAUUCCCGGAUACAAAUUGGAGUACUAGACAUAUAUGGAUUUGAAUGCUUUAAACAUAACAGUUUUGAGCAAUUUUGCAUUAAUUUUGCAAAUGAAAAGCUUCAACAACAUUUUAAUGAGCAUGUUUUUAAGAUGGAGCAGGAAGAGUAUCGCAAGGAAGAAAUCAAUUGGAGCUAUAUUGAAUUUAUUGACAACCAAGAUGUUUUGGAUCUGAUUGAGAAGAAGCCAACUGGAAUAAUUUCUCUUUUGGAUGAAGCUUGCAUGUUUCCCAAAUCAACACAUAAAUCAUUUUCAACCAAGCUGUUUCAGAACUACCGAGCCCACCCAAGGUUGGAGAAGGCAAAAUUUUCUGAAACAGAUUUUACCAUUUCCCACUAUGCUGGCAAGGUCAUGUAUCAGACGGACUCUUUCUUGGAUAAAAAUCGUGAUUAUGUUGUUGUGGAACACUGCAAUCUACUCUCUUUUUCCAAAUGCCCCUUUGUCGCUGGUCUUUUUCCUGCACUACCGGAGGAAUCUUUAAGAUCAUCUUACAAGUUUUCUUCGGUGGCUUCUAGAUUUAAGCAACAACUUCAAGCUCUAAUGGAAACCCUCAAUUCUACGGAGCCUCAUUACAUUCGCUGUGUGAAGCCAAACUCUUUGAACCGGCCUCACAAGUUCGAGAACCAAAGUAUCUUACAUCAGCUACGCUGUGGGGGUGUUUUAGAGGCUGUUCGGAUAAGUCUGGCAGGUUAUCCCACUCGGAAAACUUAUCACGAGUUUGUGGAUCGCUUUGGACUAAUAGCUUUGGAUAUUAUGGAUGGAAGUUAUGACGCAAAAAUUACGACAGAGAAAAUACUGCAAAAUUUAAAGCUUGAGAAUUUCCAACUAGGGAAGACCAAAGUUUUUCUUAGAGCUGGUCAGAUUGGUGUGUUGGAUUCCCGACGUGCUGAGGUAUUGGAUUUUGCUGCAAAGCGUAUACAGGGUCGACUCCGGACAUUCAAUUCACGCAGGGAUUUUGUCUCAACCCGAGCAGCUGCAAUUUCCCUACAAGCAUACUGCAGAGGCCAUAUUGCACGAAGUAUGUUUGCAGCAUUACGAGAGGCAGCAGCUGCUAUUUCAAUACAAAAAUAUGUCCGCAGGUGGCUAUUAAGGCAUGCCUAUAUUCAGAUUUACUCUUGUGCUGUAUUGAUGCAAUCGAGUAUCCGUUGUUUUUCAACCCGUCGAAUAUUUUUGCACAGAAAGGAGCAUAGAGCUGCUACUCGAAUUCAGGCUGCGUGGAGGAUGUGCACGGUGCGCUCAGCUUUCCGUCAUCGGCAAACUAAUAUUAUAGCAAUACAAUGUCUUUGGAGGCGGAAAAUGGCAAAAAAAGAGUUCCGGCGACUUAAACAGGAAGCUAAUGAGGCAGGCGCAUUGCGCUUGGCGAAGAGUAAACUUGAGAAGCAAUUGGAAGAUCUUACAUGGAGGUUGCAUUUGGAAAAAAAACUAAGGGUUUCUAGUGAAGAUGCUAAAUUACUGGAAAUUUCGAAACUUCAGAAGACAGUGGAAUCUUUAAGUCUUGAGUUAGAUGCUGCUAAGUUGGCCACAGUUAAUGAGUGCAACAAGAAUGCAGUGCUUCAAAAUCAGUUAGAAUUAUCAGCAAGAGAGAAAUCUGCUUUGGAAAGAGAAGUCGUUGUGAUGGCUGAACUGCGAAAUGAAAGCGCAUUUUUGAAGAGUUCUUUGAAUACCUUGGAGAAAAAGAACUCAGUGCUCGAGUGCGAACUUGUCAAGGCUAAAGAAGAUUCUAAUAAAACCAUUGAAAAGCUGAGGGAAGUUGAACAAACAUGUUCACAACUUCAGCUGAAUUUGAGAAGUUUGGAGGAGAAGCUCUCAAAUUUAGAUGAUGAGAAUCAUGUCCUGCGUCAAAAAGCAUUGAAUGCAUCUCCAAGGAGCAACCACCCUGGUUUUGCCAAGCCAUUUUUAGAUAAGUACUCUGGUGGUGCACUCCCUCUCCACUUUACUGAUCGGAAGCCUGUUUUUGAAUCACCCACUCCCACAAAGCUCAUAGCACCUUUUUCACAAGGAUUAUCAGAUUCACGUCGUACAAAGUUAACUGUUGAAAGGCAUCAGGAGAACCAUGAAUUUCUCUCAAAGUGUAUUAAAGAGGAUUUGGGGUUUAAAGGUGGUAAACCAGUGGCAGCUUGUGUAAUAUACAGAUGCCUUCUUCAUUGGCAUGCCUUUGAGUCUGAGAGGACAUCUAUAUUUGACUACAUUAUUGAGGGUAUCAAUGAUGUCCUGAAGGUCGGUGAUGAGAAUGUUACCUUGCCAUACUGGUUGUCUAAUGCCUCAGCCCUUCUAUGUCUCCUGCAAAGGAAUUUACGUUCCAACGGCUUCUUGACUGCAUCUUCUCAACGCUCUGCGGGCUCUUCUACUCUGAAUGGGAGGGUUGCUCAAGUUCUGAAAUCUCCUUUCAAGUACAUUGGAUUUGAGGAUGGUACCUCCCUUCUGGAAGCGAGGUACCCGGCUAUACUAUUUAAACAACAAUUAACUGCUUGUGUAGAGAAGAUAUUUGGCUUGAUUCGUGAUAAUUUGAAGAAAGAAAUUUCACCACUGUUGGGUUUGUGCAUUCAGGCACCCAAAAACCGAAUGCAUGGUGGAAAGUCAUCUAGAUCGCCUGGGGGAGUUCAGCAGCAGUCACCAAGUAGUCAAUGGGAUAGCAUCAUUAAAUUCUUGGAUUCUCUUAUGAGUCGUUUACGUGGAAAUCAUGUACCUUCUUUUUUCAUUCGGAAGCUCACGACUCAGGUUUUCUCUUUCAUCAAUAUAUCACUUUUCAACAGUCUUCUAUUGCGACGAGAAUGUUGCACAUUUUCAAACGGAGAAUAUGUGAAAUCUGGUCUAGCAGAACUAGAAAAAUGGAUAGUUGGUGCAAAGGAGGAGUUUGCAGGAACUUCUUGGCAUGAGCUAAAUUAUAUCAGACAAGCUGUCGGUUUUCUGGUGAUACAUCAAAAGAGAAAGAAGUCCCUGGACGAGAUUAGGCAUGAUCUAUGUCCAGCAUUGACUGUUAGGCAAAUCUAUCGAAUAAGUACCAUGUAUUGGGAUGACAAAUAUGGUACUCAAAGUGUGUCAAAUGAGGUUGUUGCUCAGAUGAGAGAGAUUUUGAACAAGGACUCUCAGAAUCUAACCUCAAAUUCAUUCUUGCUGGAUGAUGAUCUGAGCAUUCCAUUCUCUACUGAAGAUAUAUAUAUGGCGAUUCCUGCUAUAGAUUUUUCUGAUAUUGAGCUCCCAACAUUGUUGUCUGAAUACCCUUGUGCACAAUUUCUGGUUCAGCAUUCAAAGUAAAUGUUCCAACCAUACAAGUUGUGAAGCACAGGUGCUGGUUGGAAGUCUGGUUUAAUUUUAAUGUUACAUGCCUGUAGCUCAGGUAGACCGGCUUUUUCCCACGUAAGAAAACAAGUGUCCCAAACAUUCUACAUGAUAUUUUGAAGAUUAGAUUGUCAAAGAACAAGUGUCUCGACACUCAACAAGAUAUUUUGAAGAUUUGAUUGUCAGAAAGUAAGAGAUGCGCUUAGCAGGCUGUGGAUUGGAAGUGUAACAACUCUUUUGUUGACAAGUGAUUUUGGGGAUUGAUAAGGAUGCCCUCUAAAUUGUUUAGGGUUAGGAAGUAGCGUAGUGAUUGUAUAGUAUUAAGUAUAUAUAUGCUUAAAAGGCUUCCCUGUUUUUAUGAAGCCUUUUCUUUUAAACUCUGUACAUCAUCCAUUCUAAUGGAAACAAAUUCAUGUUGUAUUCCUGGUUCUUUUUUAUGCUCUCUCAUUUUUGGCUUAGACUUGGAAUCCCUUGCGUGUACAAACAUAAAGAGCAUCAAGAAAAUCUUGUUCUUGAGUCUCGACACAAAUACUUGUGUAUAAAGUGAAUCAAGAAAAUUUUGUUCAAUCUUUAUAUAGACAUGUUAUUCA